Caenorhabditis sp. 36 PRJEB53466 is the source of this 5551-nucleotide messenger RNA. NCBI's taxonomy places the organism in Eukaryota, Metazoa, Nematoda, Chromadorea, Rhabditida, Rhabditidae. The record is from the annotation of a GenBank genome assembly.
AUGUACUCCUCUACGCCGCCCUCGCAGCCGCAACCGAAACAGCCACGGCAACAACAACAACAACAACAACAACAAGCGGCCUACAAUUAUCCGCCUCAAGGAUACGGUCAAAUAGGACAAAUGGGACCGAUGGGUGGAAAUGGAGGCAUGGCGCCGGCGCCAAUGGACGCUCGGCAGAUGCAGCAGCAGCAGCAACAAAUGGGACACAUGGCCGGGAAUCAAAUGGGACGAAUGGACCCGUCGAUGGGACAACGACAAAUGGCGAUGGGGUCGAUGGACGGACGAUCGGCUGGAUCCGGUCAGAUGAUGCCGAGUCAUCAUGGAAUGGGCAACAACGGGCAUAUACCACUGCCAAUGGACAAUCGGUCGAUGGGAUCUGGCAUGGGACCAGGCAUGGGUUCAGGAAUGAACCCUGGAAUGGCUCCGACUAUGAAUUCUGGCAUAGGAGCGAACAUAAAUCCUGGAAUGCCUACUGGAAUGGCUCCCGGUAUGACGCCAGCAAUGAACCCAGCAAUCGGUCAAGGCAUGGGCCCAGGAAUGCAGCAAAGACCAAUGGAAAACCAGCCGAUGCCACAGAUGCCGCCGAAUCAGAUGGAUCGAAGGAACAUGGACGGAAGGCCAGGAAUGGAUACUCGUCACAUGGGACAAAUGAGCAACAACCAGAUGGCCGGAAUGGGAUCCAUGAAUGUACCGAUCGGAGAGCCUCAAAUGGGAAUGCCAGCGCAUCAAAUGCAACAUCAAAUGGGACAGCAACAUCAACAACAAUCGUGAGUUCUUCCGGACUUCGUUUGCGCUUUCUUUCUUGUCAGGAUGAAAUAUCAAGAGGCGUGAUGCACUUCCUCACAUUUCCUGAUUGCCCCAACAUUUUUUGCUCAUUCUAAUCUUUUGCAAAACAUUAAAGAUCUUUCGCGAUGGUCAUUCUUAAAGAUCAUACAUCUUUUCGAGAAAAAAAACAAGAGUCACGUGUAUGCGGAGCCACACAAUCGAAUAAUACUUGCUAGUAAGUGCAAUCAAGAGUUGUUUAUCUAUCCUGACUCACGCAAUGCAAAUCACGAAAAUCAGUUUAUGUCACUGGGUGGCCGUACGACUUUUGAUGCGAAAAGAUUUUUUUCACGUACGCGCCGGAGCCUCAUAAUAUUUUGCUCAUCCCGGAUGGGCUCCAUCAUUAUUGUCAUCGUCAUGUUUUUUGCGAGUGUGUCUCUCAGGAAAAGAUUUGAGUCUUUUUUGUCUGGAACAGGACCGGAGUAGAUGUUUUUGAAAACAAAUCAUUUGGCAGCAUGACGGCGGGCAGAAAAUAACCGCUAGAACACAGUCGGAUGUUUCGAAAAAUAAAGUUCCAGUUGUCAGUCAUUUCUAUUUUCUCUUGCCCCACCCUCUCAGGAACCUGAUGCUGAAACAAACAGUCUCCCUCUUCCUCUUUACUCAUUAUUUUUUGUCCACGAACGGGACACACAAAAUAUAGUCGCUUAAAAGCAUUUUCCGAGAGAAGAAAACAUUAUUUUCUCUUCUGUUAGUCAUUGAGUGAACACGAACGCUGUUCCACAGUUGUUUUCGCGAGUGGUCCCCAUCCAUCCAUCCAGUUCUGACCACAGAUACUACAUGUGCACACACAUAUAAACAUAAAGUUGUGUUCGCGUUUCCAGAUAAGUGGCGUGGCCAUAUCUGUGUUUUUCAUGACUUAGAAAAAAGAACAUGUUUUGGCAGGCAGGUCCUUACUCUUUCUCUCUUUCGCUCUCGUGCCCAUGUUCACGUUCCGCUGGUGUGUGAUUCACUAUUUUCACGGAUCACACGUGUUUUUGUCUCGCCCCUAUUCUCUUAUUUUAUCCACUAUUUUACAGAUCUGGCAACACUACUAAUAUGCAACGCAUGAUGAAUCCCGCCUACGCGCAACAAAAUGAGAAACAACGUUGGGAACAGUACCAACGAAUGCAGCAACAGCAACAGCAGGUGACCCACAUUUUUCUUUUGCAUUUGAGUAUGCAACCCCAUUUCCACGCCCCAUUAAAAGUCUUAUGGGAAAAGAAGAAGCGGAAGAGGUGUUGGGCCGAGAUUCGUUUGCUCUCGCGAUUAUUGAGGGUUCAACGCAAUGAAAUCCGCCCACUUUACUCGUUUUGAGUAAAGUGUUUAUUGCCUGCAUAUUCAUGAAUGUACGCUUCAAUAUUCUUGAUCCGCCCUUCUUUUCCUUUCGUUCGCCAGCACACAUAGAAACUUGACUUUUGUCUAGCCGAGUUAAUGACAGACAAAAUUUUUUUUCGAAAUUUUCAAAACAUGCACUCAUAGCUUUGUUUUCCAGAUGAACUAUCAACAAAUGCAACAGGCUCAGGCUGCUCAGGCUGCUGCCGCCGCUCAGGCUCAGGCUCAAGCGCAAGCUCAGGCUCAAGCUCAAGCCCAAGCCCAGGCCAAGGCCCCAGCAAAAUCAAACUCCAGAAGAAAGCGUACUCACAACAAGACCCAGGAAGACGUUCCGAUGCCGAACCAUCACUACCAGCCGCCUCCUCCAUACGGAUAUCAACAUCAGCAGGUACAACAAAAAGUUCGUGCACUUUUUAGUCCCAUGACAUGUGGGCGACUGAUUGUCAUAGGACAUGUCUGAGAACAUGUCAUGCGUACUUUGCUUGUUGCUUCUACUUCUACUCCUACUUUUCAAUUCUUUGUAUAAUCUUCUCCAUUCAGAACAAGAACAUGAUGGGAGGACAUGGACAUCAAAUGAAUGGACAUCAAAUGGGCGGCGCACAACACAUGCAACACCACGCUAUGGUGCACGGAGGGCCCGGAGGACCCGGAGGCUCGCAGAAUCAGUUUGGAGCGUAAGUUUCUAGUACUUGUGGCUCAUAAAAGAGGGACCCCCUGCCUGCCUUUCCGCGCGGAUACUAAUUAUUGUUUGCAGGUCCGAAAUGGUGCGCAUGGAACUGCGCAACUCUAUCCAGGCUAAGCAAGCACAAAAGAAAGACCUGACGCACCAGGCGCAAGUCGAACAAGCUCAGCAGCAACAUCAACAACAGCAACGUGAGUGGUUUUUGAUCGUGUUUCCUCACUUUUGAUGGUCCCUCGGCCCGGAGCACUCCCACACACUCUUUAGAGUCAAGUUAUUUUUGGAUCUGAAAAGUUAUUUAUGAUCAUGAUGUGAGAUACGUAGUUUCAGCGAUUAGGCUCGUGGCGGAAAGGAGGGGGCAGAAGAGCGGAAAUGAUAAAUAGUGAUGUUUAUAUGUAUAUCUGAUCGGGUUACGCGGGGCCGCACUUUCGGAUGCAACGACUUAGGUUCUCGGAACGUGGUCAUGCCCAGACAUCAUGUUUUGACCAGUUUGGGAUAAAUAUUUUCGGGGCCCACACAAAAGUCCCAGACAAAAAGGAAAUGGCCAGGGAAGAUAAAAAUAAAAGGACAUAUUUAUAUACAUAUCCUGUUCUGUUCUCCUCUGUUCCUUCAUAAUACGAAGGCACUCGUGUUAUUUGUUAUUCCAAUAAUUCAGUUCCAAAAAUGAAACUGCUAGUGAAAGUUUCCACCGGAAGCGUGUAGUUGUUGCUAUUUCCUUCAAAUUGGCUACAAAUUUUGUUCCGGACUCUUGACCACCUCACUUCUCGCAUCAACAACAUGUUGUAAACAACAAACAAGUGGGAGGAAUGGCGGUUUGUUGAUACGCGGGUUUAUGGAUACUACUAGCCGUGCCAAAUAGCUUAGACACCCCCUCCUUCUCUAAAUGUUGUGUCUAGGCGGCUGUUGUCCACUCAUCAAGAUUUCAUAGAGCUUUUCACAAAGUGUGGGGAGGAGUAGUUCCUUCCCGACUAACAAGUUUUCGGCUGAAGAGGGCCAAAAGAAAGAACACGGCACACAGCCGAAUAGAGCAAUUAUGGAUGUAGUAAUGAAAAACAAAAACAUGUUGAUGACCACACAUAGACCCCCCCCCCUCCUUCUUUUCACUCUGUUCGCUUCUCUUGGAACGGCAACGUCGACGUGGCAGCCAGCCAGCCAGUGGUGGUGGUGGUCGAGAAAAUAUUUUUGUAGUCGUCAGAACGCCGGCAAACUCGUGGCUGUCCGUCCGUCGUGGUGUGUCUGUGUGUUUGCUAUAACAAGACUUGGAUUUGCGGACCGAAGCACACACACAUACACACACACAUACUGCUUGACGUGUGAAAAACACGUAUCACAUACACACAGAACCAUGACAAAAAUAUGUCCGUCUUGGCUUGCUCGCCGGGUCCGGCCGUUCUCUUUGCUGUGGUCAACAAAUGGGUCUUUUCCGGCAAACAGGCUAUUUGUCGUUCACUCUAUCUUCUUCUCCUUUUUUUUCUCACAUGUCUGAAAACAACAGAGCUUUUCCCCCCAUUUUUUUCUAGAAACCAACUCUGGAUAGUGGGCGUGGCCUUUUGUUUUUCCAGCGGUUGUACAGAUCGUUGUUCUCAAAGGUAUCCGCUUGUUUUGUCAAAUUUCACCACCUUAUGUGGACGCCGAUAAAACUUUAAUUGUGUUUUCCAGAACAACGCUGGGGAUACACAUCUAUAUCUUUAUAUAAACACUUGAGAAUUGAUAGACCUCUUCUAAUCUUUUUUGAGUUUUUUUUUUUGCGAAAUAACAAAAGGGUUGUGCGGUUCUGUGAACGGCUCAAGCCUCAAUCAAAUUUAAAACAAAAAUAAGAGGGAGCUUUUUUGGAGAACCACUUUUACAGACAGGUGGAAAACACGUCUGUUUGGAGCGUCUAAACAACGGGGGAAGCCUUUUUAGAUCUGAAAUUCUUCUUUAAAACUAUUAUUGAAAACGUCGUAGAUCACGCAAACAAACAUUAAUAUGUACAAUCAGAUAUUCUGACGAAGCCAGGAGGGAAGCUCGACAGGUCCCGCCCUCCCCCGACUCUCCUCUCACUUGUUGACACCUAGAAUCUCAAUCUCGCCUAUUUUCAGAUCGUAUUCCGGCCGCGCCACAGCAGCAACAGCCACCAAUGCAGCGUUCGAUGCAAGAUCCAUCCAUGAUGAUGGGCGGCAACCACAUGGCACAGUUCACGGGACAGUACGCCCAGAUGGCUCAGCAGCAACAGCACUUCCAUCAACAACAACAACAACAACAACAACAACAGUCCUCGUCAAUGGGAGUACAGCAAAUGGGACAGCCACAGGUCCAGCAGCAACAACAGCAGCCAGCAAUGGCUCAGGGAGGCCCGAUUGUCCAACAGGCUGUUGCCGGUCAGCCAGAGAUGGGAGCCAACGGCUACAAUACUCCACGAACACAAGUCAACCAGAACACUCCGAUCUCGAGUGUGGCCAGCACUAGCUCAGCAUGCAGUUUGGACUUCCCAAACGAAUGUUACGACCAGCAGGUAAAGAAUUCACGUAUGCAUAAUGUUAACAAAUAUUCUGAUUUCAGGACCCUGAGCUCCCAAUUUCGUGCGACAAGCUGGAGGAGAACCUGAAAUCGCUGACCGUCCACGAUUUUGCGAUUCUGGGAAGAUGUGGAGAGCAGGUAUGAGGAAGAAGAAGAGAUUACCUGAUAGGAAUAUCGUAAUUUCAGUUCGACUUUGCCAACCAGACUACUAUCGACUUCGUUCGUCAAAUCCUUUUCUAA